CAAAACAAACCAUGGAACAAGGCAUCUUCUUCUCCACAACGUCCCUCUCUCUUAUCUUCAUCAUAAUCUUAAUUUUCCAGUUCUUUCUUAAAACAAAACGACGACGUUACACAAACCUCCCACCAAACCCUUUUUCUCUCCCCAUCCUAGGCCAUCUCCAUCUCCUAAAAGCCCCGGUCCACCGAACCUUCCACCGCCUCUCCCAAAAACACGGCCCUAUUUUCUCUCUCUGGUUCGGUUCGCAGCGCGUGGUCAUAGUCUCAUCCCCGUCCGCUGUCCAAGAGUGUUUCACAAGAAACGACAUCGUUUUGGCAAACCGUCCUUCACUGCUCCUAUUCAAGCACAUAGGCUACAACAGCACGACCAUCUCAACCUCUCCAUACGGCGACCACUGGCGCAACCUCCGCCGCAUCGGCGCCAUCGAGAUCUUCUCCUCCUUUCGACUCAACACAUUUGCAAACACACGAAAAGACGAAGUCAAACACCUCAUAUGCAAACUUGCACAAAACUCGGUGCAUGAGUUUGCGAAGGUGGAGUUGAAGUCUAUGUUCUCUGAGCUGACCUUUAACAUCAUAAUGACAAUGGUGGCGGGUAAGAGGUACUAUGGGGAUGACGUGUCGGUGGACAAGGAAGAGGCCAAGCAGUUCAGGCAGAUUAUGAAGGAGGUUUUUGCUCAUAGUGGGGCAGUGAACCCAGCAGAUUUCUUGCCCAUUUUGAAUUGGAUUGGGAGCAAUGCUUAUGAGAAGAGGGUGAUGAAGUUGGCUAAGAGGACGGAUUCGUUUUUGCAAGGUCUGAUUGAUGAGCAAAGGAGUAAGGGUAAAAAUGGAACUAUGAUCGACCAUUUGCUUUCUCUGCAGGACUCACAGCCUGACUAUUAUACUGACCAACUCAUCAAGGGCUUUAUACUUGUGCUGUUAUUGGCUGGCACUGAUACAUCAUCAGUCACACUGGAAUGGGCCUUGUCUCAUCUACUUAACAAUCCACAUGUGCUAAGAGAGGCUAGAGCUGAAUUGGAUGCUCAACUUGACCAAGAACACUUAGUUGAUGAACAAAAUAUCUCUAAACUACCCUACCUUCAAAGCAUUAUAUCAGAGACGCUGCGGUUGUGCCCAGCCGCCCCGAUGCUAGUACCACAUUUUGCAUAUGACGACUGCACUAUUGAGGGAUUCGACGUUCCACGUGGCACAAUGUUAUUGGUGAAUGCAUGGGCCAUACAUAGAGAUCCACAGUUGUGGGAUGAUCCUGAAAUGUUCAAGCCUGAGAGGUUCAAAAGUGGUGAGGAUCUGUCACACAAACUCAUGCCAUUUGGAUUGGGAAGGAGGGCUUGCCCUGGAGCAGGCCUGGCCCAACGUGUGAUGGGCUUGACCUUGGGGACAUUGAUCCAAUGCUUUGAGUGGAAGAGAGUUGGUGAGGAGGAGAUUGACAUGACUGAAGGUAAAGGACUCACCAUGCCAAAAGCUGUACCUUUGGAGGCUCUGUGUAAAACCCGCUCUAUUGUGAACAAGCUUCUACCUUGAUCCAAUAUGCAUGAAUUAGCUAGUCUUCCAAUAAAUUCAUCUUAACUAGUAUGUGUUGUAUUAUUGCAAGUGUUCAUGUUACCUUUUCUUUUUAAAUGAGUGGUCAUGAGCUUUUGCGUUGCCAAUCAUUUGUAUCUUUGUACGUAAGGUUUGGAAGAGAAAUAAGGCUUUUCUUCCACUAUGUUUUCUUGUGAAGAAGGGAAGAGGACUUUGCCAAACAAGCUCUGAUCAGGUCAUGGCAAAGGAUUUUGGGAAUCUUAGCAAAGUUCUGGUGCCUGCGAUGAGAAUGGAAAAAAUCAUUGAAAUAUGAAGCGAUGUAGCAA
This is a messenger RNA of Prunus avium (sweet cherry), 1840 nucleotides long. Its product is annotated as cytochrome P450 81Q32-like. Gene Ontology annotation, molecular function: oxidoreductase activity, acting on paired donors, with incorporation or reduction of molecular oxygen; iron ion binding; monooxygenase activity. NCBI's taxonomy places the organism in Eukaryota, Viridiplantae, Streptophyta, Magnoliopsida, Rosales, Rosaceae. The record is from RefSeq and is a predicted model, not a curated record.